AGUGCUAGCGCGCCCCCUAUCUACUUCCUCCCCUCCAGCCCGCCCGGAAGCGGCGCGGGGCCGGGGCGCUGCGGGCCGCGCUAUGGCGGGUACGGCGUUAAAGAGGCUGAUGGCCGAGUAUAAACAACUGACCCUGAACCCACCAGAAGGGAUAGUAGCAGGUCCUAUGAAUGAAGAAAACUUCUUUGAGUGGGAAGCUCUGAUUAUGGGUCCUGAAGAUACCUGUUUCGAAUAUGGGGUUUUCCCUGCUAUUUUGAGCUUCCCACUUGACUAUCCACUAAGUCCUCCAAAGAUGAGGUUCACGUGUGAGAUGUUCCAUCCAAACAUUUACCCAGAUGGGAGAGUUUGCAUCUCUAUUCUUCACGCUCCUGGGGAUGAUCCCAUGGGAUACGAGAGCAGCGCUGAGCGGUGGAGUCCUGUGCAGAGUGUGGAGAAGAUCCUCUUGUCUGUUGUUAGCAUGCUGGCAGAGCCAAACGAUGAAAGCGGAGCCAAUGUAGAUGCCUCCAAGAUGUGGCGAGAAGACAGAGAACAGUUUAACAGAAUUGCCAAGCAGAUUGUGCAGAAGUCACUUGGACUUUAAGCUCACAAAAAGACUGAAGUGUUUUGUAUUUCUCUCCACCUGAAAAAGAGCAGUGCUCAGUGCUGGUACCAAAAAGGAAAACUUUGCUAAACUAUCGAUCUAGUUCUUAUCCUUUGUUAUUUAUUUACCAUCUCUUUUCUGCUUCCGCUGCUGCACAGAAGCCUCUAGUUUACUCACUGAAUCGUAUGGGGAAGGGAUUUAUUGCUAGGGAAAAUAAUGGGAGCAAUGCUGUUUCAAAGGCUCUUUGUUGCUACCUCACUUCAUGGUAUGGAAAGCUUGGAGACUUUGCAAUCUGCAGCCUGCUUCUGUCAAUCUGCUAUUGGAGAACAGCCCUGAGUUAGAUCUCCUGCUGGAGGAAUUAGAUUUACAUCGGUAUAGGUAGCAUUGCAUUGGGAACACCAGUAGACAGAAAAUAGUUAUCAGUCUUAUUAUACCAGCUAAGUUAAGGACAGUGUUUGCAGUCAGAACCGAUCUGAAGACUGGUUAACCAGAGAAAGUUAUAAGACAGGGUUUUAGCCAGAAUGGUUUAACAUAGGAAGUGAUUCAGCACCGUGUAACUUGAAGAUCCAUGUGGUCAUUGCUAGCAGCUGGCUGGUACUCCUGCAUUACACUGUGAAUUUGUACUGAGCCUUUGAGUUAGGGUUUGCUUGGAAGAAAGCCCAAGAACUGCUUUACUGCUCCCUAAAGACAUUCAGUGUAAGCUUUACAUUCAAUUGGAGGUGCAAGAUGUAAAGGCUGGGUUCUUAAAUACGUGGGUCAGGUUCACUAUGAGCCCUAGGUAUGUCAUCUGCAGCCUGAAAAUGCAGUGAGGUUGUUCCUGCUCCAUGGGGAAUGUAAGAUAUCUCUGCAGUUACGUCAGCUCUUCUCUCCUGUAGCCAUUUGGAUGCUCAGAAAAUGAAGCAUUGCUGGCCUGUACCAUCACAGCCCAGGUCACCCAGUUUUCAGAUGAAGGAGCCUUUGCCACCAAUGGGUUUUGUAAUAUGGGCUGUAACGCUUCUUUAUGCUGAAUGCUAUAAGUAGGAGUCACUCGGCUGUGUUCUCUGGAUGGUAAGAUGCUUAUUUAAAAUGGCAGAGCACUGUAGGCCACUUCUGGUGGCUGGAGAUGACAAUCUGCAGUGCUUUGUGAAGCUGCUAAGGAGCUGCUGGUGACCUUUGUGCUUUGCAAGUGAGUCUAUUGUUUUUCUAGGAGCAGCUUGGGAGUGGAAGGAGCUGUGCUGUGCAGAAAGCUUUACAGAGGAGAUUGUGUGCAUGUGUGUGUGUUGAACUUGUCAGUAUUUCCAUCAUGCUGCACAUGCUGCUUAGUCACAGGCUGCAGAUUGGUGGGUGCCACCUUUCUCAUCUUUGAAUUCGGAGCUUGUAUUGCUUGUAUUCCCUGUGGAAGUAAUUCCUGUCACUUUGGUGGGUGGGUGUGAAGGGGACCCAGCUUAGCAUGGGAGCAGAGAUGACAAGAUAGUAUUGUACCUAACUAGUAUUUCAAGGCGUACAGGAAAACGUAGCAUCUGUAUGCAAAAUAAGGGUGGUUUGGGGGGUUGUAAUAUAUGAAGCAUAGCUCCUGCAAUUACCUCAGCUGCUGUUGGAGAGCUGUGUGCACCGCAGAGCAAACACUACGUUCAGCAGACGUGGCAAAGUGGGGCUCUUUUGAAGUGCGGAGUAUUUCAUUCACGUGUGUUUGCUCAUUAUUUUAUGGUGGGAUUUAGUCUGUAUUCUGAAAAUAAAGUGAUUAUAUAUAUUUUUUCCUUUCAUAAAAGUAA
Messenger RNA from Coturnix japonica (Japanese quail), 2331 nucleotides. RefSeq names its product ubiquitin conjugating enzyme E2 G2 (gene UBE2G2). NCBI's taxonomy places the organism in Eukaryota, Metazoa, Chordata, Aves, Galliformes, Phasianidae. The record is from RefSeq and is a predicted model, not a curated record.